CAGGUUGUAACUAUGAAUAAAAUGAAGGGUGUGCCUGAAACUCCUGCCACACAAAGGUACCCUGAGGUAGCUCCAAACACCUGGGUAAGGAUGCCCUACAAACUGUGGAGCAGGUAAGCGACCUCACGGUACUCUGUGAAGACGGGUGGAGGCGCAGUCAAGCAGCUGAGAGGCCCAACUCAGAGGUUUUACCAGAUUUCUCCAGCUAGCAAGACUGCCCCUCUGCCCAGAGCCCGGUGCUCAGCGAACCCCAACAUCAUCACAGAGGCCUCGAAUCCGCGGGGCGGGGGCUGGGCACGGGCCACGGAGACCGUUGGUGAUUGGACAAAGAGGGCAGCAGGGGUGGGCCUCUCACAGCCUCUUUUAAAAGACGCGACGGGGCCGCGUGCUUCAGCCUGAGGAGAGCAGUUGAGGCCUGAGCGAGCAAUGGCGGCAGCAGGAGGCAGCCGGCGAGCCCAGAGUCUGAGGCUAGGCCUGCCUCUGACCAACACCCGCCCGCCCGCGGGGUCCGCCCGAGACGGAGGCGAGGAGGACGACCUCAGUGAGAAAACUUCUGGCAGCAGUGAUUGGUUUCAGAGGUCCAGGGUCCCCAGCUUUGCUCAGAUGUUGCAAAAGAAUUUGCCCAUUCAACCAGCAGUUCAGACGGUACCUACAACUACAAGAUGUUCCUCUGAAAGUAGCAGCCUGUCAAAUAUGGCAUUCAGUGUCACUCAAGUGACAGGUAAUUUUCCAGAACCAUUGCUUUCCAAAAGUCUUUCAUCCAUUUCAAAUCCUGUCCUUCCCCCCAAAAAAACACCUAAGGAAUUUAUAAUGAAAUACAAACGUGGAGAGCUAAAUCCUGUAUCGGCCUUGCACCAAUUUGCACAAAUGCAUCGGGUUCAGCUUUACCUUAAGGAAACUGUUACACCAGGUAAUGUGAUAGGACCAUAUUUUGCUUUCUGUGCUGUGGUGGAUGGUAUUCAAUAUAAGACUGGACUGGGACAAAAUAAAAAGGAGUCUAGAUACAAUGCAGCAAAAUUAGCUCUUGAUGAGCUUCUACAAUUGGAUGAACCUGAACCAAGAAUUUUAGAACAAUCAGGUCCUCCUCCUAUCCCUGCAGAACCUGUUGUUUCUCCUGAAUCUGCAUAUGUUUCAAAAGUACAUUAUGAUGGGAGACAUACCCAAUAUUCUAAGAUCUCACAAAUUGUUAAAGAAACAUUUGAUCAGCUAAUUUCUAGUCACUCACAAUAUCUGAAAUGUAGCAAUUCAUUGGCUGCUUUUAUUGUUGAAAGAGCUGGAUAUCAUGAAGUUGUAGCUGUAGGCACAGGUGAAUACAAUUUCAGCCACUGCAUCAAGACAAAUGGAAGAGUGUUACAUGAUACUCAUGGUGUUGUUACAGCAAGAAGGUCUCUCCUUAGGUACUUUUAUAGACAGCUUGUACUCUUCUAUAGCAAAAAUCCUAUCAUGAUGGAAAGAUCAAUAUUUUGUAUAGAACCAGCUUCUGAUCUCCUUGCUCUGAAAGCAGAUAUCAAGAUUUACCUCUAUAUGAACCAGUUGCCUAAAGGAUCAGCCCAGAUAAAGUCACAGUUGUGUCUUAAUCCAAAUUCUCUAUCUGCAUAUGAAGCCAAUGAAGAACUGAGUCUGCAUGUGGCUUUUGAAGGCAAAAUCUAUCUUACUGCUGACUGUCCUGCAGACAUUGUUAAUAGAGUGAACAGUAUGUCUUCAAGUGACAAAUUGACAAAAUGGGAAGUUCUUGGUGUACAGGGAGCAUUGCUGAGUCACUUUAUACAGCCAGUUUAUAUCAGCAAUAUAUUUGUUGGUGAUGGGAAUUGCAGUGAUACUAGAGGCUUAGAGAUUGCGAUAAAGCAACGUGUUGAUGAUGCACUCACGUCAAGACUUCCAAUGUUUUACUUAGUCAACAGGCCUCAUAUUACCUUGGUGCCCUCUGCAUACCCAUUUCAAAUGAAUUUGGAAUAUAAAUCUCUGAGUAUGAACUGGGCACAAUGGGACCAUUAUUUGGAGAUUGUGGAUGGCCUAAAUGGGGAAAUCACUGAAAGUUCCCCAUUUAAAAGUGGUGUGUCAAUGGCAAGUCGGCUCUGUAAGGCUUCAAUGUUAAGUAGAUUUAAUCUGAUUGCCAAGGAGGCAAAAAGAGACGAUUUAUUUAAAGCGAGUACAUAUCAUGCAGCUAAGUGUAUGUCUGCCUCCUAUCAAGAAGCUAAAACAUUAUUGAAAUCCUACUUAAAGCAACAUGGCUAUGGCUCCUGGAUUGUGAAAUCUCCCGAUAUAGAACAGUUUAAUAUGUGAAUUAGACAAUUUCUU
Messenger RNA from Fukomys damarensis (Damara mole-rat), 2298 nucleotides. RefSeq names its product adenosine deaminase domain containing 1 (gene Adad1). Gene Ontology annotation, biological process: adenosine to inosine editing; RNA processing. Gene Ontology annotation, cellular component: cytoplasm; nucleolus. NCBI's taxonomy places the organism in Eukaryota, Metazoa, Chordata, Mammalia, Rodentia, Bathyergidae. Gene Ontology annotation, molecular function: double-stranded RNA adenosine deaminase activity; double-stranded RNA binding; tRNA-specific adenosine deaminase activity. The coding region runs from base 427 to 2283 and encodes 618 amino acids. The transcript has 12 exons. The record is from RefSeq and is a predicted model, not a curated record.